This is a messenger RNA of Xyrauchen texanus (razorback sucker), 3664 nucleotides long. Its product is annotated as protein-cysteine N-palmitoyltransferase HHAT-like. Gene Ontology annotation, cellular component: endoplasmic reticulum. Gene Ontology annotation, biological process: protein palmitoylation. NCBI's taxonomy places the organism in Eukaryota, Metazoa, Chordata, Actinopteri, Cypriniformes, Catostomidae. The transcript has 13 exons. Gene Ontology annotation, molecular function: palmitoyltransferase activity. The record is from RefSeq and is a predicted model, not a curated record. The coding region runs from base 52 to 1731 and encodes 559 amino acids.
GGAGCUUCGCGGCCGUGUAUAGCGUGCGCGAGAGUUUUUCCCUAUUUGUUUAUGUGUUCAGCUCUCAUGACUCCUAAAUGGGAGCAGGCAUCUGUACCUCGAUGGGAGAUUACGGCAUACUGGAUUUUCUCCUUCUCUUCACAUUUGUAUUCCUUCUACCAGCUGCACAGAUUCUCCAAAGAGCAUGAAGCCACUCUGGACAGAGAGGUGCAGCUGGAGAGAGGAUUCCUUUUAUGGGGCUUCAAGAAGGACCCUACUGAUUUCGAGUGGAGUUUUUGGAAUGAGUGGGCGUGGCAAUCUCUUCUCUGGUCUCUGAUUGGCCAUGCUGUGGUGUCCAGACUGGCAGCUCAUUAUCUGCCACGGUACAGACUGGCAGUCCUUACGGUGUAUGGAAUGCUCUCAGCUGGUUGGCUCCUUGGAGUGCGGGGUGUGGCUCUUUUGAUGCUGCAUCUGAGCAUCUCAUUUGCUGUUGCUCAGCUACGUAGCCCCACCCUCUCAUGGUGUUGCGCCCUUCUGCUGAUCUCCACACUCAAAAUCAGUACCCUCCAGGACUUACAGGUUCAGGUCCAGCAGAAUCUGUGCUGUUUCCAGGGCUCUCAGGGCACCUCUGCAGAGAGAAUUGAGAUGAGACUGAAACAAGCCUGCAUUAAACAUCACCUGACUGGCCACGCACACUCCCACAGUCUCAUAUGUCGUGGCUGGUACACUUCUGAGGAGCAGUACUACCUCUUGCUUUUCAGUAUUGCUGUUUGUAGUUUACGGUGCAUUAGCUUUAGUCUGGAGCUAUGUUGGCGCCCUCUGCAAGCUGGAGAACCAAACCAACACUGCCCCCUUUUACAGCACAAAGGGCUGCAGACACUAAUUUCUCAGAUCUACAAACUCCUUGCCUACUGCUUCUAUCAUCCUCUGUUCUACAAUGGACCCAUCAUGACCUACAGAGACUUCAGCGAGCAGAUAGAGAGGCCGAUGUGUAAAGUGUCUCUGGUGGAUGUACUGACAGGGGUCUUGCGUGUGUGUGUCUGGUGGUGUUUAGCUGAAUUCAUGAUCCACUUCAUGUACAUGCACGCCAUCCAGAGCAACGAAACCUUUCUGGAGAUACUACCAUCAUGGGCACUUGGUGGCUUGGCUCUUGCUUUAGUACAGUUUUUCUAUGUGAAGUAUCUGGUCUUGUUUGGAGCUGUGUCUCUGCUGGUCAAGCUGGACGGGUUAGACCCGCCCACAUUACCACGCUGUGUCAGCAUCAUGUACAGUUUCACUGGGAUGUGGAGACACUUUGACGUGGGGCUUUACAAAUGGCUCAUCAGGUACAUAUAUGUGCCGUUGGGUGGCUCACGUCAUGGUGUGUUCCGGAAGCUUGUCUCCAUUGCGCUGGCAUUUGCGUUUGUGUGUUUUUGGCAUGGUUGCCAUGACUACCUACAGUGCUGGGCGCUGCUGAACUGGGUCGGGGUGUCGGUGGAGAACGCUCUUGCACUCCUCUUCUCCUCUCCUCCUCUCCAUCACGCUAUUGUGUGUUGUUUGUCACCUCGAAUGCAGAGACGUGGCCUAGCUCUAAUCUCUGCCCUCUCAACUGCUAUGCUGAUUCUGUCUAAUCUAGUGUUUCUGGGUGGAAUCCAUGUGGGUAGAAUCUUCUGGAAGAGGGUGUUUGUCCAAGGCUGGUCUUCUGUGGCCAUUCCAAUGAUUGCUUUUCUCUACUGCUUCGCUCAAGUUGGUAUUGAGUGGGACAUGAGAUGACAUCACUUCUAAAAUGUUGAAUAAUGAGACUGUUAAGCUUCUCACAGAAACACAAUGGUAGUUAAAGUUUUCCCACAGUUUUUGCCGGACAUAAUGUGGAGAAACUGCAAGAUCCUCCAAGCAAGAAAUUACUUGAAACUACAUUUUGCAACUGAAAAAGCAGCAGGUGCAUUCCAGUGAACUACUGAAAUAGCUUGUGUUUGUACUUGGAUUUUCAAAUCUGAAGAAAUUAUUCAGAUCUGUGAAGAUUUUUGUAUUCCGAAUACUGUAAAAGGAAAUUUAGAAGAAAAAGCAUCUUUUCCAUCUCCAGCUUUUCUGUAGUCUUUUACCUGCCCAACCCGUUUAGACCGAAUGCCAUUCUUGUGCUGCAAAAAGAUUGACAUAGAGCAGUGCACAUAACAGGAUGCAAGUAUCUCGAAACAAGCUUUUAAUGUUUUUUUUUUACUGAUCUACCAUCUAGAAAAUGUGGCGCUGCUGCUUGGGAUGCCGGAAAAGCAGCUGGACAUGAUGCAAUGGUCAAAGGUGCCCAUAUAGUGCAUGGUUAUUUAAAAGAACAAUGGAAAAGCUAGAUGCAGCACAUAUAAAAGAAUGCAGGUGUCUUGAGACUUGUUUUAAAAGUCGAUGUUCUUUUUUACCUGAUACGAUGACUAAAAAACUGCACAAAGGUCAAAGGUUUCCAUUUACCGUACAUUUACAUAGGAAAAACAAAAGACUGCAGACACAAAAACGCUUAAUACAGUCCUUAAUGUGUGUGCACAUGAACUACUGACUACAGGUGCACUCUUAAUUACUAGUUCAGAAAUAUUGUGUUUGUUUAGAUUGCUGCUGGUGUGUAUUUGGAAUCGUGUGUGUGUUUGAUGAUUAAUCUUGUCGCUUCUUUAUUUAUGAGUUUGGUUGAACACUGAUGAUCAGCUGCCAGGAGAAAGCCAACAACCUGACCAUCUCUCCCUCUUAGCUUUUCUCCAUCUGUGUAUUUUCAUCCUCUCAUUAAUUUUGUCUCUGAUAUUUCCUGUCCUGAUCCCUCUGUCUUGUCUCAUUUUUGUAUCCAUCACUCUUUCUCUCUUGUUCUCAUUCUGUAUUUCUGUCUCAUUGGAUCAUUUUACUAACAGCUCAAGCCGUUUAAUUCAAUUAGUGAUCUGGAAGCAGGUAGCUUCUCUUUUAUUAGAGACCGAAUAUGUGUGCGUGUGUAUUUCAGAGUUAGAAAGGGGGAUUACAUUUUAAAGAGCAUUAUCACUACAGCAUACCUUAUUAGCAUUAGAUUAAUGAUUUAUAAUCCAUUCACAAAAGGCAUUCUCAUUCUCUCUCUGCUCUGUGUUAUAUGAUGUUAUUUUAGUAGACAGUAUGGUAGAUUGGAGGUCAUGUGUACCUGCCACUUUCCAUGAGUCUUAUGGAAAAAUUAAGGAAAAAAUGCUUACUAAAAAUUAGGUCCUUGAUGUGUUUUGUGUGUGUGUCUCAACACAGGUGGCUGUCCUAUUAAUAAAUGUUGAUUUAAUUUUUAUGUAACAUUACAAACUCUUGAAAGUUAAAUUAAUAGCAUAGUGAAAAAUGCAACACAAACUCACCCUUUCCCUUUGCUUAAAGCUAAUUGGCAUUGCCAUUUUGCCUUAAAAAUGGUCUUGCGUUCAUAAUAUGGUUGAAUACGGGUGAAGUGGGGCCACUUUUAUAUUUCAUUGGUGUUGUUUUAAAAUAUGACACAUUGUUUAACCCCUCAAAAAAUAAUGUUUUAUUAAUGAAAAGCUAAAAAUCUCUAUACAAUGGAAAACGGAAGAAAUAUCUCACUGUACCAGCUGUCCCACUUGAACAAAAUUCACCCUCACAUUUAUGUGCUCAAAGAAACAUACAAAAAAACAUCAACUGACACAAUAAUUCAAAGAGUAGGAACAAAACUAUGUAUAUAAAAUAUUUUAUUAUUAUAAAUAAUAUUUUACAGCAA